This is a messenger RNA of Centruroides sculpturatus (bark scorpion), 2275 nucleotides long. RefSeq lists its product as uncharacterized. Bases 209 to 1477 code for a protein of 422 amino acids. The transcript has a single exon. Gene Ontology annotation, biological process: DNA integration. NCBI's taxonomy places the organism in Eukaryota, Metazoa, Arthropoda, Arachnida, Scorpiones, Buthidae. Gene Ontology annotation, molecular function: nucleic acid binding. The record is from RefSeq and is a predicted model, not a curated record.
UGAAUUUUGGCAAAACAUUGGCUCUUACUUUCUUCGCAAUUAUUCCCCUGUUUUAGGAGUCUGUUAUGUAUGUAAACCUGAUGAUAUUUAUCAUGACACUGUCGUAAAACAUAUCUCAACCGGAACUAUCACAUCCAAAGACAUUCGAAGAGAAUCGUCAAUUGACAAGGAACUAUCACAGAUCAAAAACGACAUUGUCAAUGGCCAUAUGUACGACCCAGAAAUAUCCACACACAACGGCAUUCUGUUUAGAGGACACCGCGUAAUCGUCCCAAAAAGUUUACAGCCAGCAGUACUACAAGAGCUACACUCUACACACAUAGGAAUCGUUCGAAUGAAGGCCCUAGCCCGAAACUACUGUUACUGGCGUAAUAUCGACUCUGAUAUUGAGAAUACGGUUAAAAGUUGCAAAGAAUGCUGUGACAUUAAGAAAAACCCAACAAAAGCUCCAAUACACAAAUGGGAAACACCUACAAGAAACUGGCAACGCAUACACAUCGAUUACGCAGGACCAUUUAUAAAUCAUUAUUUCUUCAUUGUCGUUGAUGCCAAAUCGAAGUGGCCGGAAAUAUUCUAUACAAAGAAAGCACCAGACACAUCAAUCACAAUUCAUUUCCUACGUGAAGUCUUUGCUCGAUUUGGUCUACCUGAGAUCUUAGUAAGUGAUAAUGCAAGCAUUUUUAAGUCACAAGAAUUUCAAGAGUUUUGUUCGAGAAACGGAAUCCGUCAAAGUCUAAUAGCACCGGGACACCCAGCCACAAAUGGCCAGGCUGAAAGAUACUGCCACACCUUAAAAACACACCUCAAAUGUAUGAAGCAUGAAACUGGUACCUUACAUCAGAAGCUUCAUGAACUAUUAUUCCGAUAUAGAGCGACUCCCUUAUCUAACGGGAAAAGUCCAGCAGAAAAUCUAUUAGGACAUACAAUAAGAACAAAAUUAGAUUUGCUCAAACCCCAGGCACAAGCUUCCGAAAGGAACAUAACUGAACAACCGAAAUUCUACAAAUUUUAUCGUGUGGGAGAUCGUGUACAAUCCCGAAAUUACACAACUUCCUGUCCUUGGAAAUAUGGUAUCGUAGCCGAACGACUAGGUCGUGUACACUACUUAAUUGAACUCGACGAUGGAUACGUAAUAAAAAGACAUUACGAUCAACUACGUCUGUGUGAAAUUAACAAACAGACAACUCCCGUCCAGAUAGGAUUCGACUUCAACAAAAAGAAAAUUGACAAGUGCAACGACACAGUCAACAACAGGGACUCAUCCUCAGCUAGCGCUAGUACACACCCUAGCACAAUUAGCCACGACGAAGGAACUGUAACGACAUUACGCAACAAAAGGGAGACAAUGACAAAAACAACUUCCGACCAGCCCCCAGAGAAAGAGGGAGAAUCUAGCCGAAUGAUAACAAAUGGAAAUGAGUCGGAACCUCGAAGAUCAACACAAAUACGGAAACCAGUACAACGCCUAAAUCUCUAAACGAACAAAAUUAAUUUAAAUAACAUUUUAUUAAGUGUGGGAGAAUUGUUAUGUAUGUAAACCGCCAGGGGAUGACCGCUACCGAAAAUCGCCCCUUGACCUACUUAGGUUACCCCACACCUCCGACCUCGUGUAUGUUCUUUGUCUCAACGAGUUGUCUUUAGUUGUUUUGUAACCCCUAGACCUGGACAGGACAAUACGUUGUUCACUCAUUGUUACGUUUAUGUUAAUAAAGCUAGUUAUAUACGUUUACGAGUUAUCGUUAUUUCCACGAAUAUAAUAGAGUCAUUUAGGUUAUUGGUUUGUGAUGUCAGAAAAUGUCGCCAGCUAUAUUCCGAAAGCUGCCAGAAAUAAAAUCUUAAGGCCAUCAACAAUCAUUGUUCGGCAAUUAAUAACAAUCCUUUUUCAUUUCGAUAUUUAAUUUCGUCACCAAUACGGUUUAAAAUAUGAACAAAUCCAUAUUUAGAAAAUUUAUACCAAAUUCAUACUUCAUCUUCGGAAUAGAUUUUUAAGGAAUCAUUUUGACAUUGUAUUACUGUCUCCCUUCGUAACUGUUGAAAUGAAUAAUUUUAAAUAUUUUAUUAUUACUAUUACAUUUUUUUAUUUUUAUAAAAAGAUUUCAGUAAUUAUUAAAAUCGUCUUGUUUGUUUAACAGAACGUUCUGACUAGGGGAUUAACAACAAUGACCCUGAUAUUCAUUAACAUUUUAUAACUGACACAAUAUUCAAAUUGCAUCUGAUUUAAAUUAAUUGUAGUUUUAAGUCUUCACCCAUUUGAAUAUCGGAACAUUUAAAACAA